CUGUACGUUUUGGGUUUUAUCUUAAACGGAAGUGUAGUUCGUGGAGUUUACAAAAGAAAUUCUUAGAAUUUCUCUGUUAAACAGAAUGGUUUUUGUACGAAGACACGAUAAACUGCAUGGUUUUUGACAAAGGUUAAUCAAAAAUGGACCUUCCCUGGUCAGACGGGAUUUACCCGAGUGAUGUUCCUCGGGAUUUUGAAGAGGUCAGGAACAGAGAAGAAAGAAAAGAGAGGAUCUCCCUGUACUGGGAGUCUAUGGUAAAUGACCAGGAGCCAAGAGUUCACAAGAAUGCUCUUCUUCAUCUAAUGCAAGACCUGAAAGACGAAGGGAAUGACCUUUUUAAGGAGGGAGAUUUUGACAACUCAUGGAUGCACUAUCGGAAUGCUUUGUUUAUAGCCCGGAUUUUGGAAGUCCGUUUUUAUCACAUCGUAGAUAAGGAGUUCAUUUCUACUCUCUUCUCUAACAGAGCUUUCUGCUGUCUCAAAAAGGAGAUGUAUGUGGAAGCUGUUCAAGACUGCGAGUCGGCUAUACAGAUUUUCCCUGGUAAUAUAAAGGCGUACUACAGACAAGUGCUUGCAUUGAAGGCCCAGAAAAGACUGACUGAUGCCCUCAAAGUGGCUGAGAAGGGCAUGGAGACCAAGCCUGGGGUGUUCAAGGAAAUAUUAGAAGAAUUAAAAGAGCUAAUAGCAGAGGAGAAAAAUCCUACUAGUGUCUCUGCUAAAGAUGCUAAACCUGUAGAGGACAGAGAACUAGAUAAUGAGUGGCUGCAGGGAACCAACAUUAAUGUGACCAAGCAGAGUGAACCCAGACAGAAGAUGCCAUCAAAGAAAAACAAGGGGAAAUCCAACACAAAGCAAGUGAAGGUUAAUGGUAACAGUAGCAAAAAUACUAAGGGCACUGAGAAACCCAGUCAUGAGAUCGGCAAUGGAGCGGUGGAAUCUGAGGGAGCAGAGUCGGAUGACACCGAGGGGACAGACGACCGGCUCAGCGAGGAUGAGAACUUUGUCAAUAACUUUAUGAGUGUCCGUAACACAAAGCUAGGCAUCACGGGGCAGAAUUUCCAUCUCAAGUUUCCGGCUACAGUAGAUGUAUCUGAGCCUGUCAAUAAAUCUCAGUCCAUGGGCUUGGAUUGCUUUUCUCCACCAGCAGGGAAAACUCCAGUUAAACCCGAAUUUGUUCAUAAUCCGCAAAACAUCUCCAGCUCUGUUUCUUCUCUGUCAUCCAGAGCAUCCACACCAAACCAAAGGGCACUCAGCCAGUCAACUAUUGAUGAGAUAAAGAAAAUCAAAUUCCCAUUAGACGAUUAUUACGACUGGAAAUUAGCUUGUCGACAGUGUUUUUUAAAAGUAGGGGAAGGUGUAAAGGGUUUUCGAUAUCAUGUGAACCUAUCUCACGAAUGUGUCAAAGACGUACUGCUAGUGAGAGACAAGAAGGAGGGUAAGAACUGGGUCAAAGUGAGACCACGUCCUGAGUCAAAGUUUCAGCAGUUCGGAAACUACAAACUAUGUAACCACUUCAGUAGUGGAAAUCCCUGCUCUGUAGGGGAGGAGAAGUGUACGUUUGCUCACAAUAUUGCUGAGAGAAAGCUCUGGGACAUGGACAGGAUUCAAAGCUUUUUACUGCUCGAUUUUAUUGGAAAAGUUCAACAGUAUAAAAUAGACACGAGUGAAGAGCUUGUAAGACUUCAGUCAACUGAUUCUGGUGCUGGCAAACGAUCUGAUCCCGCCAUACCGGGUUUGAACUAUAAAACAAAGCAGACAAAGCCUCCACCAUCUGUCCCCAUAGAACAAGUGCAAACCCAAAUGAAACAGCCCCUCCUACCAACCCCACCCAGGGCUCAUUUACCACCCAGCAAUCUGCCUGCAGCCCCAAUAAUGAACAGACCGCGUAUGCCAGGGCCCCCUCUCCAGGGCUUUUCGGACCCUUAUAAAUAUAUGGUGCCACCUCCUCCCCAUGGAAUGGGGCCCAUGCCACAUGGUAUGCCAUUUCCACCCCACAUGAUGAAAAACAGAUUCCCUGUGCAUGGUCUACCACCCAGAAUGAUGCCCCCUUUUAGUUCUCCUACGUCCCAAGCCCAGAUUAGACCAAACAUGAUGAGGGCACCUGCUCCGAAGCCAGUGGCUGACUCCAUGCCUUACGAUGAUUCUUCUGAUAGUACCACAAGUUACACACAGGAAUUCCCCCUGUCCUCCACUCACGAUUAUAAACUGGUCUGUAAGAACUGCUAUAAGGUCGACAACACCUCAGGAAUGUAUGUAUAUCAGCCAGGUCAGCAUAAAUGUGAGGAGAACAUUCUGAUCGUCCGACCGAAGCACAUUGCCAGUCAGUGGCUAAAAAUCCGUGAAAGGAAGAAUCACCGGGUGUUUACUGGAAGUUACAUCUGGUGUAAUAGCAUCAGGGUGGGGGGCAUCUGCCGGUACGGAGAGGACAGCUGUAGUUUCGCUCAUAACGAGUGGGAACAGCUGUUGUGGACCUUGGAGAAGGAUGAUGAAUUUAAUAUUACAGAAUUCAUCAUUCAGAGUCGAUCAAAGAGCCUCGAUAAAGGCUACUCUAUAGCUGAUAUUCUUCAGAGGCACUCUGGAUAUCUGAGUUUUGUUUGUAAGGCUUGUUUCUAUAACACACCGCAGAUGAUAAACAGAGAGGGCGCUGAAGGAAAAUGCAGUGGUAAAUCUAAACAUGAUUGGUCAGACUACAAAAUCUUGGCACACUUCAGCUCUGAUGGAUCAGUAACCAUCAUAAACCCCCGAGGAUUCUUACACAAGACCGCAUUCUUUAAAAUCUGUAAAUGGCUGCAUUACUGUCGAAAUCGAAUUAAUGCCGAGUGUCGGUUCGCUCACAGCAUGGUGGAGAGAGACCUGUGGAUGUUUGAAAGAGACACCGGAUAUUCACAGGAUAGAAUUGUAGAACUAGCCAAUAAACAGCUGGGUAUAUCGACGAAUGUCCAGGAGGCGAAAACCUACACAUCGGAGAUCACACCAUCAGCCACUCUAUUCCAAUCAUCGACAGUGCAGACCCCUACCUCAGCAGUCAAAUCCGUCUCCCAGACUCAGGACACCAAACCUCUGGCUAGUGUAGAUGAAGACGAUGAUGAUCUGUGCCCUUACAUAAUACAGGAACUGUGUUUGACAUGCUGGAAGAAUGGAAAGAAAAGCAUUCAGGAUGGAACAAAAGACAGAUGUGUGAAAAAUCACUCGAACUGGAAGACAAAUCAAGUUUAUCUGGUGUCACCGUCCAACAAGGAGAUCCGAGUGUUGCCCAGGAAGAUCCCCUCGGGAUUUCGAUUUAUUCUGUGUAGUUACAUUGAGAAGCGAGGGAAAUGUGGCUACACAGGAGGAGGUCCAUGUCAGUUUGCCCACAGUCAGGAGGAGCUAGAAAUCUGGCAGUGGAUGUGUGCUCAUGACAUUAGAAAACUAGAUGAUUUGCACAGAGCUAGUAAGGAAGCGCAGGUGACUCGGGCUGCACAGGUGAAGAACAAGGCUAUUAGUGGGGAGUCCGUGGUGUCAGUCACCAAGAGAGUGGCCUUACCCACACAGGUCAAAUUCAGCAUGUACUACUGCUCCUACUGCGGAAAGCAGUGUAACAGCGAAAAGCAGUGGGAUGAACACUGCGCGUCAGAGAAGCAUAACUUCAACGUGAACUCGGACAGAGAACAUCAGUGGAACUACAGACAGCCCCCCUGGGGAAUGCCCGGAACCAGCUACGAACUCUGUUACAAACACAUCGAGGGCAGGAAGUGUCCGUAUUCUAAUGUGCCAGACAUGUACAAUAUGUGUCAGUAUGCCCACAGCGAGGAGGAACUGGAUGAGUGGAAGGAGCGCUAUGAGUGGCGACAGAUGAAGCGUGACAUGGCACGACAGGAAAAGGUCUUCUCCUUCAUGGAUGAGUUACUGGAGGAAUAUCAGUCAGCAGAGCAAGGAAUUAGAGUGAUAGCAGAAGACAUACCAGAUGUAGUAGUAACCUGUGAACAGGAAUUAACAAUCUACGAAGAAGAAAAGAAUGCCAUCUUUACCUGGAUAUUCAACGUGCAAUCAGCGAGGCCACUGGAGAAAGUUGCACUACUCUAUAACAAAGACCGUCUGCACUUCUCAUUGAAAGAGAGUGAACUGGAUAAGAACACCCAGAUAGCACCAGGUGUGUCAUUCCAAAUCGGCAGUGGAUGCCAGGUUGAGGUUCAGUUCACAGGGAACAUGUUUGGAUCAUUCAAUCAGUGGGUUAUUUUUGACUUUGGCAGUCGGCCAGUAUUGGUACGGAAGCUGUAUGUAGAAGUAGGAACCAUCGGAACCCACGAAAAAGUCAAGUCUCUACGAGAGAAGUUACAGUUUGACCGCUGGACUGCAGAAAACAGGGAGAUUGUACGUUAUGAGAGAGCUAAUGUAGAUGAGCUGGAAAGGAAGCUGACCAGUAAAUACAAAGCUCCGUCAUCGUCAGAAAGCGUAAUCAGUCAGCACAGCGUGACGACGGAACUCAACUGGAACAACUAUCAUCACAAGAUGCACCAACUGCUGGAGAUGGAGGAGAUGAAACGACACCAGAUCAUAUGCAGUUACAACUUGCGCAAGACUGUCACCAUACAGGAGAGCAUUCAAGAACAGGUGUUGUUGCUGUCACAAAAUGGGGAGUUAUUUGCCAAAGUUCCACUGGCAGAAUACCUAACAGAGGACACAGACGCGGGUAAACUGAUCCUGACAAGCGUGCGAACGGUGCUGCUUGCUCCUCAGAACCACCCCAAUAGGAGUGUGUACGAAGCGGUCAUCGUUAGGAAAGAUAACUUUGGCUAUGAUGGUCGUGGAAAGGAGUAUAUCUAUCUGUGUCUAUCUCUGAAAUGUGUGCAGGGCUUGAGUCUCCAGUCCGGAAUGACCCUGCAGGUGGAGAUCCAGUUCCAGAUGGAUCGGAUGUGGUUCUGUAUGAUGCAUUACGCUGUGGAUCAUCUCAACUCCACGGACGUUGUGUUCCCAGAUGUCUCAAAGAUCAAACCUUUUCACGAAAAAUCAACAUUCAGGAUUACUUCGUCUGUGCUGAACCCCGACCAGUUGACAGCUAUUCAGCACAUCGUGACAGAGCGGGUGGGGUACAAUCCUCCAUUCGUUAUCUACGGCCCGUUUGGAACUGGUAAGACAGAGACUAUUGCCCAGGCUGUGAUGGUCUUAAUCCGAGAAAAACCAGACGCCAAAAUCCUCAUCUGUGCUCAGUCAAACAGUGCAGCGGAUCUGUACCUGACAAAACAUUUUGAUCCGUUCUUGAGGAAGACUAGCUAUAAUACCAAAAUACGACGUGUGUAUUUCAAAGAGAGGCGUGUCAACACUGUCCAACCAGAGGUCAAGAAAUAUUGCCAGCUGAACCCAAAUAAGGAUGAAUUUGAGUUCCCAACUCAUGAUGAUAUAAAGAACCACAAUAUAGUGAUAGUGACAAUGUCCACGUCACUGUUACUAUCGGAGUUGGGCCUACAGGACUACUUUACACACAUUUUCGUGGAUGAGGCUGCCCAGACUCUGGAGGCGGAGGCCGUAAUGCCUCUCACCCUGGCCAGUGAGAAGACGUGCAUUGUAUUGGCUGGCGAUCAUCAGCAGAUCAGUCCCAAGGUGUACAGCCCAGAGGCGUGUGAUCAGAAGUUUGAUAUGUCACUGUUAGAGAGACUCUUCCAGUAUUACGAUUCAUUCUCUCACAAGAUUGAUCCAGCUAAACCACUGAACAUUCUCCUAAGAAUUAAUUACAGAACCAAAAUGGAGAUUUUACGUUUCAUCUCGGCUAUAUUUUAUGGUGGCCCCGAUAAGCUGGAGUCCAGGGCUAACAUUCCGUCUGUAUUGGAGAUUACGCCGCUGAUGUUUUAUGCCGUGCAGGGUGUCGAGAUUCAGGAUAAGGACAGCAUUUCUUUCUACAACAUGUCAGAGGUCCAAGAGGUGGUGGAGAGGGUGCAUGAACUGUACCUCAACUGGCCAGCAGAAUGGGGCGAGAGGAACGCCAAGGCCAUUGGAGUGGUCACCCCUUAUUUUGAUCAGGUACAACUCAUAAGAAAAGCCUUACGAAAGAAACACCCUGACCUAAAGAAUAUAACUGUCGAGAGAGUGAAUAAUGUUCAAGGGAAGGAAUUUCGAGCACUGUUUAUUUCGACUGUGAGAACUCGAGGCCUGAUUGACUCGCAGUACAAACCCGAAGGGGAAUGCGAGGGAGAUGGGGGGUAUUAUGGCUUCCUUUCUGACCGCAAGCUGCUGAACACCGCCCUUACACGAGCCCAGUCCUACGUGGCAGUGGUGGGGGACCCGGUGGCAUUGUGUGCCAUCGGAGAAUGCCUAACCGUUUGGAGAACGUAUCUAAAGCAUUGUCAGAACAUGAAGAGCAUCCAGCCGUCCACAUUAACAUUGGAAUCCAUCAAACAGCAGGUGUCGAAUCUGGCUCAGUCCCCGGCCAGACAAAGAAUGGAGGAAAGAAGUGGACAGAAUAAACCUCAAGGGCAGGUAACUUUUUCACAGGAGUCGAAACCUUCUUCUGAGGGACGGAAUGUAGGGCCUCAAAGUUUGUCACAUCCAGGUCACGGACAGCUAAUGCCAGCCCCACUCUCCCAUCCCAGUCUGCGGAACGAAGCUUGGAAGCAGACGUCGAAGGAAGCUCUACUAAGUAAUCUGUUUUCUACACAUGAAGUUAAGCCCCUUGUUAAGUCGAUGUCACAGCUGAACGAGAUAAGCAGCCGACCCAUACCACAUCAACAGAGGGAGAAGAUAGUGUACUCAUAUGACUGGAGUGAAUGUUAUGACACAGCUACGGACGACCUGUUGAAACAGAUGGCAGAAGAAGCAAUCCGAAUGGAGAGAGUAUUGAAACAGAGAGAUAAAGCUAAAGUUCCAGAAGGACCAGUGUAUGUGGAAUUUAUUGACUUCAACGAAAGUAAUGGUCAUGUUAAAAUGUUUUAUAAUGAUUCAUCACAAUCAGUCGGAAAAGGUGAUUUCAAGGAGAUUCAGUUGUAUGAUGAAACUCAGCUUCAGGCCAUGAUGCAGAAGUAUCCAGAGCGGUUUAAAAGGUGUAUCUUUAGUAAGGAUCAGGAUAGGAUGCAUGCUGAGGUUAUAGAACAGCGGCCCCAUCACAGUCCGGUGGAGAUUGGUAAUGUACGGGACAGUGGCACCGCCAUGGACGGAGAUGAGGUGGUGGUAGAGAUCCUACCCUCUGAAGAUGUUGACGAGUUGGACUUGGAUAAUAUGGACUUCAGUCGUCAUGGACGAGUGGUCGGAAUUCUGAACAGAAAGAUUGAUCCAGAGUAUAAGUGUUUUGUGUGUCAUGUGGAUCCAGACAACACGGGAAUAAUGAUCCCUAUUAAUACAGGAGCACAUAAGAUGUAUGCCCUGUCAACUGGAGGGGAGGAGUGUAAUAACGAGGUGUGUGUGUAUCAGAUCUCUAAAGAGGGCCAGGUGAAGCAGAGUCAGAUCGUCAAAAUUAACCCAGUCAACUGUCAAGAGACAUUAUUUGUUGUGAGGUUCUUAAAGUGGCAUCCUACUCUUUACUUUCCUUUAGGCAUUACUGUAGGGGUGAUUCCGGCUGGUACCACCCACCAAUCGGCUAUCGGUAUUCUGAAUUUGGAGUAUGACAUCAAGAAAGAGGUCAGUAAGGCUGUGGAGCAGGAGGUGCAGACACAUUUUCCUACCAAUUACACCAUCCCGGUCAAGGAGUAUGAUAAACGCCUUAAUCUGCGCGAAAAGUGGACAUUUUCUAUCAGUCCUAAUGACUCAGAAAUCGGUCAAGCGUUAAGCAUCGAAGAAACUGUAGAUGGAAAUUAUUACAUUGGCGUGCAUGUAAGCGAUGUGACAUAUUUUGUUAAGAUGAACAGUAAUAUUGAUACAGAAGCUAGAAACAAAACAGAGUCGAUCGUUCUCCCUAACGCAGAGAAACUCCACAUGCUACCAGAUAAGCUCAGCACUGAUCUUUGUAGCUUAAAACCAGGUGUAGAUAGGUUAACUUUGUCUGUCUUCUUAACUGUAUCGAAAUCAGGAGAAAUCAUAAGAGCUGAUCCAAAAAGGUGCAUUAUCAACUCUAAGAAAAAGUUUACUUUUGAAGACGUAGCAGAUGUCCUGGUGGACCCUAACGCUGCCUCGGAUUACCUGAAAAGCUGUAUAAUCGUGUUGUUUCACAUGUCCAGGGUUUGGCGUAGACAGAGGUUGGGUAAUGCGAGUUUGUAUCGAGACGUCGAUGUAACGCAGGGAGAUAAACAUUCACCGGAAGCUUACAUUAUGCUGCAGGAGUUAAUGAUCCACACUAACCACCAGAUAGCCAGGUUUCUGCUACAGCAGUUCCCCAGUAUGGUGCCUCUUUAUUGUCAAGGUCAACCAAAUGAAACUGAGCUGGAGAAAUGGAGACAAGAGCAUGCGGCAGACGCCAUUAAUUCUAUCGCCUUAACCAAACCGUUCCUUGAAGGCCACAAAACUUGUCAAUGUAAGAUGGCCUGUACGUGCAUUAUAAAUUACAUCAAGCGAACUAGCAAUAUCAAGGUACACGACUCCUUUGAUGUGUGUCGGACAUUAUGGCAGGCUCUUUGUGAAGCAGCUGAGAUGGGCAACAUGAGUUUUGUUCAGAACAUUCUUAUAGCUGCCGAGAGCCACCCUCAGUUGACUGUAGCACUGAUGAAACUUGAUGCCAUUCAGAAUCGAUCCGAAUAUAUCUGUUCUGAUGAAAGUCCAGCUCAUGGACACUACUCACUAAAUCUUGCUCGGUAUGUCCAUUUUGUGAAUCCCAUCAGUCGUUAUAUGGACUUAGUCACACACAGACUGGUCGUAGCUGCCGUGGAGAAGUCACCUGUGGGUUAUAACCAGUCCGAUAUUAAACAGCUUUGUUCCUAUCUCACGAACGCCAGUGACGGUGUCCGGCAGUACCAACGAGAAGUACAGAACGUUCAUCUCUCUCUGAUGCUGAAAUCUAAACCAGUCAGUAUGUCGCCAUCUAUAGAAAGAAUUAACGAAGAAGAAAUUGUGCUAUGUUUUCCACCCACUUUUGGGAAUGUUCCAGGUUCAAAGAGAAGAAUAAAAUUAAAUUUACUUGCUCUGAAGGAACCACCUAAACUUCUGGACACCAGAGAGAAAGGAUUACAGUUAAGUUGGAGGGAACGAAUUUAUGAUCUUAUAGCCCCACCAGGAGGGAUGGACUCUAAUGAAGAAAAGGAACUUAAUCCCCAUCAGCACAUAUACCAGAUCCCUUCUUUCCAUUGGCAGAAGCUAUUAAUGGCCAUUAGAGAUGAAAAUCAAGACAAACUACGCACAACAGUCCUGUCUGUAAAAGACCAAGUCAGAAACCCGGCACAUAGUAAAAACUUUGCUACUGAGAUUACAACGGAACGUCUUGUUGAAGGAGAAAUGCUUCCUUAUACCGAGUUUAAUGUAAAAUUCAAAAAUUCUGCAUUACUAGCAGUACAGGUAACAGCGGAGAUGCUCCACGGCCUGUUGACGCCUACACUUCAGCUUUUGAACCUUAUUCCUAACUUAGACAUCUGCCUUGAACACAGAUCCAACUCCAGACAGUGUUUUGCUCAGGAGCCGGUUAGUUACGCCUCUAAGGAGAGCUAUGCACAUGAGACUGAUUACGUCGAUUCCUGGUUAGGUGUUCUUAAUAUAGAGGCUGCACAGACAGCAGUUGAUGAAUCAAAUUCUGUUCUUAUAAGGAAUGUGUUUCUGCACUGGAAGUAUGAGGGGACAGAUGAAAACCUGUUUACAGCUCAGUUUUGUUUACCGUUAGAAUUCUGUAAGAAGAGAAACAUCAGGUUCAGCAGUGACGCUAUGAUAGAUGAUUUGUUUGAUCCAGAAAAUGUUCACUUUGCAGAAAGCUACUUUCUGGAUUUUAUAUGUGUUCGGUACUCCCGAGUCCAGGUAACAGGUCACAAGGAGCAGGAUCAGAUGAUGGGUGGUGACAUGGCAAACAAGUGGGUGGGGCACUGUGUGGUAACCUCGGUAACGAGGAAUGAGAAGGAGUUAAAGGUCAGACUACGGUUACAUCACAGCAGUGUAGAGCCGCCAUCUUAUCUACAGAGUCCACAGAUGAACAAAACGCCGUGUACUAUAGAGUGGAUACAUAAAACCAUGGAGGCCAGACGAAUGGAAUGUGCCAUAAGGACCAUUCCUGACAGUGGACAGUUAGCUAAAGAUAUUGCUCUUGGAAGAAUUCCCGUACCAACAGUGGACUAUAGAGAUGUUGAAAUACUGCGACAAUUCCCAGCCCCUGGGCUGCCGGCCCUCAACCCUGUCCAGGACCAGGCAGUCUCAACGGCCAUGAAACAGCCAUUCACUGUAAUCACAGGACCACCAGGAACAGGGAAGUCUCUAAUGGCAUCCCGACUAAUUUACAUGGUAUCCCUGAGAAACAAAAUGGUUCCUGUCAGCGGGAUUAAGCCACAAAUCUUAGUAUGUGCUCCAAAUGAUCAGUCAUUGGACAUUUUAAUAGAUUAUUUGAGUUGUCUGGGUCAAAGUUGUCCCAAGAUUUUAAGGGUGUACGAUGAAAAGAUGGAACAGCAAGAAUUUCCCAGGCCAGGACAAUUAACUCCCUUACAGUGGACUGUAAAUAAUGCACAUAAUACACCUUUAGUUCAGGAAAAGUUUGCACUUCAUCAUAAAAUCCGGAACCAGGAGACCAUGUUUGGUUCGUCCAUCAGUCAGUUUGAUAUGCUGUUUAGACUGUAUCCUGAUGACAUCACUGACCAGCAGGUUGAAGAGUAUGAAGCAAUAGUUAAGAAGGCAGAGAUGGUAGAGCUAAGAGAGGCAGAGAUUCUUGUGUGUACCUGUACGGCCAGCGCCAGGUCACAGAUCAGAAAUAGCUGUAAUGUCACACAGGUUGUCAUUGAUAACUGUGGCAUGGUUUCAGAACCAGAAUGUAUGAUACCUAUUGCAACAUUUGACUCGGUAAAACAGGUGCUUGUUUUAGGAGACAUCCAACAAGUGCCUUAUAAUAUCAGAAGUCCUGUAGCUAGGAGUCAGGGACUGACCACCUCUCUGUUGGACCGGUACAGGAACCAGGCCGUGAGGCUCCAGACUCAGUACCGCAUGCAACAAGAUAUCAGUGAUUUUGCAUCAUUAGCAUUAUCUGGAGAAGUGUUGAGUUGUGGAACGGAGAAUCAGAAGCAGAUGUUGACCUUAUUUACGAAAGAUAAACCAGUAACAUUCUGUCAGUUUUAUGGGAAGGAGGAAUCAACGGGCCAGGAGAUUGUUAAUCAGGAGGAAUCCAGCCUAGCGGUCGCUGUUGCUUCCAAGUUGGUAAAUCGUCAUCAUUUGGCCGAGGAGAGUAUCGUAAUUCUAUCCUUCUACCAGGGACAAUGUGCCAUGAUUUCUAAGAAACUCCAGCAGAAAGGACACAAAAACAUCGCUGUUUGUUCAGUAGAGAGCUGUCAAGGAAGAGAAUGGGAUAAUGUAAUUUUAUCCACAGUGAGGACCAUUCCUGGCCAUACAGUAGAACUUAGAUCCACCACAGAGUGGAAGGAAAUGCACCUAGGUCACCUGAUGAACCAUGGACUGGUCAACCAAGCACUGACCAGGGCCAAGAAGCGGCUCAUUAUAUUGGGAAAUAACAAUUUGUUACGGUGUGAUGCAUUAUGGGAGAAGUACCUUCAGUUAUGUCUGAGUAAAGGACAAGUGUCGGAUGGUAGACAGUAUUUGAAAUGGCUGAAUUAACUCAACCUUAGUGACGGGAUAGCGUGGUGUUGCUCCCAUUGUAGUGGACAGUGAAUAUCAUGAAAACGGGGGUCAUUGUAACAUAGAGGGAAAAUUUAACACUCUACCACUGGCAUGUUGAGUUUAUUGAGGAAUGUGUAAAAUGAUAACGUGGAUGUGUAAUAUUUGGAAGUUUUGGAGACAUACUGAUUGCAUGUAAAACAAUCAAGUGAUAGGUUAGAAAAUGUUGAAUUGAAUGAUGAAGUUAGAUUAUGUACCGGAUAGUUCAGUUUAUAUAAUCUUUUGAGAUGUGUUGCUUACGUGUUUAUUAUAUGUUUCUAUCCCCCCCCUCACACACACACACACACAUGCUGAUGCACUACAGACAAAUGCCCAUUUCUUUUUUCUUUCUCUACGUGAGAAAAUACAGUUGUAAUUUCGUUAAAAGUUUUGUUUGUAUUUUUUUUUUUUGUGCCCAAAGUAUUUAUUGUUACGGUUUAGUCUAGUGAAAGACUCUUAAAUUGCAAUGAUGCAUAUAUGUAUAUUUCUGAAUCAGCAUACAUGUGUAUAAUUUCAUAACCUACAUGUACUUCAUAAACUACAAUGAUACAAACUGAAAUUCAUUUCUAAAUAUUUACAUCUAGUGAUAACCUGAUUCAUGUAAUCUGUUGAAGUUUCAAAUAUUAUAUUUCUCAAUAAAAGCAACUACCUUUCAAUUUGAUAUGAACAAGUUAAAUUACACACAAAAUACAAGUAUACGGUUUUGUUGAUUACACAAAUUACCCCAAUCUUUCAUUGCUUUUAUAACUAAGACUUUGUCAAUUUAAUACACAAAUUACCCCAAUCUUUCAUUGUUUUUAUAACUAAGGCAUUAUUGAUUACACAAACUACCCCGACCUUUCUUUCUACCUCCAUGAUAUAAACAAUUCCAACAUUUAUUCCUUAAAUAAAACAAAAGAAAACCCACAUGAAAAUGUCAUUAAGAAAAGUACAUUGCUAAGGAUGUAAAUUAUAAAACUGUCAUUAAUUAAGAACAGAUUUUUGUAAUGGUGGAGAUACAGUGUAUAUAAUUGGAAUGUGGUGCAUGUAACAGACAUUUAUGCGUGUGUAAGACAUACAGUGGUAUAAAGUUUUACAUCAAUAACUACUUAUAAUUGUUUUUAUGUACAUGUAUAAUCAGAUGCAAACAAUAUUGUGUGUGGAAAAUGUGUAUGUUUAUGAACAACACAAACUUCAUACACUGUGAAUACAGUCAAACCUUGUACAGAGACCCCCUGUUAUAAGCCAUAUCCUGCCACACAGGACUGGAAUUUUCCUCCUUUUGAUUUCAUGUGUCCUCCAAACACACCAACAAGUAAAUAUAAUUGUGACAUUCAGUAUACCAUUCAUUAAACUUUCCAUGCUAUUUUGGUAACGUUUCAAAUCGUCAUGAUAUGUACAUGUAUAUGAUAUAAACAUACAUUGUAAACAUUGAUGAGUCUGGCGUCUACUGUAUGUUUACAAGAAACAUAACAAAGAAAAGUUCUUAUGGACUACAUAUUUAAUGGUCAUUAAUCUAUGUUCAUCAUGUUUAUAUAAGUUUUCAUAAAAAUAGUUGAAAUAUAUGAUAAAUGUAUCUGAUGUACAUAUCUGUCAGUUUGUAAAUAUCUCGGGUUAUUGAACACAGGUUUCAGUGUUGAGUUUUAUAUUGUACACUGUUAAUCGUCCAUAAUAUUUGAAAUUCAGACUUGUCAUGUUGAAUUUUGAUAUUGUACCUUUAUAUAAUUAUACAUUGUUUUCUAACAUAUAUGAAAUACAAAUUUGUAUGAAAUGUUGACUUUUUGGUCUAUAUAUUUGGUUUUCGAACGCUGACCAUAACUUUCUCUUAGUUUAGUAGAUGAAAACAAAUUCUCUUGGAUUGAACACAAUGCACUUUAAUACCAUAUAUUCUCUGGUGAACUUUAAACUUGCAUCAGUUCAGAAUGUAGAUUGAAGGAACUGAUUGUGCAGUGAUUUUCCCUGUAGAAGCACCAGAUGGUAGAGAAUUAAUGUCUGCAUGGCCUGUAAUAUUGAAGCAUGUUGAUACUUGAUGUAGUGUGUUUAAUAAAGAGUUCGUUGUAUGGCACUUUGUAAUAAACUUCCAUCACCAACUUG
Molecule: messenger RNA, 13742 nt
Organism: Ostrea edulis (European flat oyster)
Lineage: Eukaryota; Metazoa; Mollusca; Bivalvia; Ostreida; Ostreidae
Product: helicase with zinc finger domain 2-like
Exons: 30
Coding region: 144-11630 (3828 amino acids)
Biological process (GO): miRNA processing
Molecular function (GO): protein binding; RNA nuclease activity; miRNA binding
Source: RefSeq, a predicted model, not a curated record